Molecule: messenger RNA, 1037 nt
Organism: Symsagittifera roscoffensis
Lineage: Eukaryota; Metazoa; Xenacoelomorpha; Acoela; Convolutidae
Exons: 5
Coding region: 258-866 (202 amino acids)
Source: RefSeq, a predicted model, not a curated record
CUAGAGAACCGCCCUCUAGAGAUGCUGUUAUAUUUCGUUAUGAAAAGUGGUCAUAUAAUCUUUUCUCAAAUUUGAUUUGAAGAGCACUCAUAACACGGGUUGUGUCACAUUUGUUCAACUUAAACUAGCAAACUAGUGGAUUUUGUUCAUUUUUUGCUAUCUUUUAACUUAAAUCUAACACUUAUUGUGAAAAAAUUGUUAUAAAAAUCAUAAGACGAAAAGUCGGAUCCAUCAACAGUUAUUCGGAACACACAACCAUGACGAGAGGUUUGAAACCACUACUUCUAGAAGUAUUAUUCUUCUGUUUAAUUUCAAUUGCAUUUCAAUUCGACUGCCCCGCUACCAUGGAAAAAGUAGAGGGGGCAGCAGAAGAUAGCUGUUAUAGUUUGCUAGAUUUGGGCGGAAUGGAGUACCCGAUGGCGAGCUUGUAUUGUCAGGUGUCAAUUACUACAGAGGUGGGAGCAGCACAGAUUGUGAUUCCGAAGAACGUUGGGGAGCUGCAGGCACUAGUAAAGUUUGUUCUGUCCAAAGGCAUUCCAACUGCAGGCCAGUCCGGCUUCUGGGUCAACUACCGAAGGGAUGAACCAGCUCCCUUGGAGGAUGACGGAAGUUUGUCAGCCAACAACUCAAUGAUACGAAAAGACCGAUCGCAGUUCGUCGACCGAAUCGAACUCAAGGUGAUGCCAGAUGAGCUGUGGCGAGCUGAAUCGCAGCCAGGAGACCAGACCGAUGACAGAGACGAACAGUGCGUUGCCCAGAGUUACCCUGGAAACCCGUUCCAUCAGGGGCUGGACGACUUCGCUUGUUCAGGAUAUGAAUUGCAUAAUGCUCUUUGCGAAGUGAAGCUGGGGCCACCUCCAGCAUAAUGAAGAACUACAAAUAUAGUAAACUUCAUCUCUGGUCGGUGUCGAGUCAUCUGAAGGUGGAAAUCGGACAUGUUAGAAAUCAUUAUGUGUUGGGUUAAUAUCUAAUUCUGGAGAUAAUUUGAUAUUCUUUACUUCUUUGUUAGCAUUGUAUUCAAAUUGAGUCUGAUAUAA